This is a messenger RNA of Effrenium voratum, 477 nucleotides long. The record is from the annotation of a GenBank genome assembly. Lineage: Eukaryota; Dinophyceae; Suessiales; Symbiodiniaceae.
AUGUACGGAGCAGUGAACCUGGGCCGCCGUGCCGCUAUGCGGGCAGCGGGCUGUGCAGAGGACGAGUCAAAAUGCCCGCCAGAGUUUGUGGAAGCCUUCAAUGACUUCGGGUCUUGGGUGGCCUCCUUUGGUGUGGGCGCGACGCUGAUCACGGCGGUUGCGCUUGGUGCAGUUUGCGGGCAGAGCGUUGUGAGGAAGCAGCCGUUGCCGCAGCCGCACUUCAGAUCCCUGUGGCUGCCCGGUAGCGCCGCGGGGCUGCUGUGGAGCCUGGGCAACGUCUUCCAGACUGCAGCGGUGGUGCGGGGGGGCAAUGCUGUGAUGCUGCCGGCCAAUCAGGCCAUUCAGCUGGUCACCUCCGGGGCCUUCGGGCUGCUCUAUUAUCGAGAGGUGGCGGGAACUUUGCGGUCACUGCAGUGGUUCUUCUUCGCGUUGUGGACGUUGGGGGCCAUCCUGCUGCUCAGCCAGGAGAAGUCCUAA